Messenger RNA from Xenopus tropicalis (tropical clawed frog), 3461 nucleotides. RefSeq names its product integrin alpha FG-GAP repeat containing 1 (gene itfg1). The coding region runs from base 24 to 1859 and encodes 611 amino acids. The record is from RefSeq and is a predicted model, not a curated record. Lineage: Eukaryota; Metazoa; Chordata; Amphibia; Anura; Pipidae. The transcript is spliced from 18 exons. Gene Ontology annotation, cellular component: membrane.
UCCAAACCCGGAAGUACUGCUGAAUGUGUGACGCUUCCAGACCGGUCCCAGUGAUGGGUGUUUGGGAGCUGUCGGUGUAUGUGUCAGUGCUUUUGCUGGCUUUGUCCGGUUCCCCGGUACUAGGGUCACUGCGAAAUGUUACCGCUGAUGUGUUCGGCUCCGAGUCCUACGGGAAAGUUGCGGCUUUUGGGGAUUUUAAUGCAGACAAACAGACUGACAUGUUCAUCAUCAGAUCUGGAAAUGAGCUUUGGAUUUUUUUAGCCGACCUUAAGGGGACUCCAUACUUUCAUCCAAAUGUAAAGCUGUCACUAAAGAGUGAAGAUGUAGUUAUAACAAGUGUGGUACCUGGCGAUUAUGAUGGUGAUUCGCAGAUGGAUGUCCUGCUGACCACUAUCCCAAAGGAUAAAGUUAAUACAGAUGUUCCUUUAACGGCAGUCAUUUACUGGGGACUUAAUCAGACCCUGAAUGUUAAUUCUAAAACGCGGCUAAAUAAUACCUAUCUUGAUGAGCCACUAAUCAUAGACUUUAAUGGGGAUUUGAUUCCUGACAUAUUUGGUGUCACCGGAGAAGGUGCAAAGCCUCUAAUUACAUAUGGAGGAGGGAAUUUAUCAGUGACAACAACAUUGAAUACCAAAAAUAAAAUGUUUAUACCGCACUCUCAUGCUUUUGUAGAUCUGACUACAGAUUUUACAGCCGAUCUGUUUCUCACUACAGUGUCUGGUGCUUCAGAAAUUCAGUUUGAGACAUGGGAGAAUAAGGGAGGCAACUUUACAGAAUCUACACUAAUUAUACAGAAGCCAAAGGAUGUGAAGAUAGUUGGACAGUCAGUUUUUGCAGAUUUUGAUGGAGAUGGUAAGCAGGAUCAGCUUUUGCCUGCCUGUGAAGAUGACAACUGCUUAAAAAGUGCAAUUUACCUUUUAAAACAUGGAACAGAUCAGUGGGUUCCGGUACUGCAAAAUUUCAGCAAUAUGAACACAGUUUGGGGUUUUGUCCCUUCAGCUUAUAAGUCUCUGUCAAUACCAAUUACACUUCACAUUGGCGAUUACAAUAUGGAUGGAUACCCAGAUGCUCUUGCCAUACUUAAAGAUACCUCAGGAAGCAAUCAACAAGCUUUUUUACUUGAAAAUGUGCCAUGUAAAAACAGUACCUGCACAAGAAUGUUUGAAGUCCACUGGGAAAUUUCUGAUCUCAAUCAAAUCAAGGAUGCAGAGGUGGCAACCUUCUUUGACAUUUAUGAGGAUGGAAUCCUGGACAUUAUUGUCUUAAGUAAGGGUCUUUCAGGUGACAACUAUGCCAUCCAUGUACUUGUGAAUAACUUUGAAGCUGAUGCCUACUUUGUCAAAGUCAUUGUGCUCAGUGGCUUCUGUUCCAAUGACUGCCCUCAUCAAGUUAAGCCUUUUGGUGUAAAUCAGCCUGGUCCUUAUAUUAUGUAUACAACAGUAGAUGCAAAUGGAUACCUGAAAAAUGCAUCAGCUGGACAGCUAAGCCAGUCAGCCCACUUAUCCCUGCAGCUGCCGUACAACGUUCUGGGGUUAGGCCGUAGUGCUAACUUCCUAGAUCAUCUGUAUGUGGGUAUUCCUCGUCCUCCUGCAGAAAAGCCAAUACGGAUGCAAGAAUGGACUGCAAUCAUCCCAAAUUCCCAGCUAAUUGUCAUUCCAUAUCCACACGAUAAUCCCAGGAGCUGGAGUGCCAAGCUGUAUCUGACCCCAAGUAACAUUGUGCUGUUGACAGCCAUCGCCCUAAUUGGAGUGUGUGUUUUCAUCUUGGCUAUAAUUGGCAUCCUACACUGGCAGGAGAAGAAAGCGGAUGACAGGGAGAAAAGGCAAGAAGCUCAUCGAUUCCACUUUGACGCAAUGUGAUGUGACACAUCAACCCUUUUACUGUGCAUCCAGUGCAUUGCACUCAUCUCCAGCAGUGGGGGGGCCACAAGCACUGAGGGACCUUCACAAUGCACAGGGCACAAGCAGUGGAGAAAGGUCAGGCAACAGCCAUAGGGGGAAACGCUCUAUCUGUAUAUUUUGUGUUUAUAUAUUAAUUUAUUGGUGAACAGUGAAAAUGAGAGCCUUGAAAUCAAUCCCAGCCUGUAUGUAACAGACAUGGCCAAAUUUGGGGUUUGGGGAGUUUGAUUUUUUUUUCUUUGAAGGUGUGCAGCUAUGGGUUAAAUGUUAGUCUGUUGUAAGAGUUUUCAGUGCCUGAACAAAAGCAUCAAGGCUGUACCCUUCAUUUGUACAUUUUAGAGUAUUUAAUACUGUAGAAAUGGCUGAUUAUAUUGUGUUUGCACUAGGAAACUGCAUUUCUGAAGGGAAAUUACACUACUUCUACAAAUCUGUGGAAAUGUUCAAUGUACAAAUUUGUGCAGUAAAAAAAAAAGAUGUGUUCAGUGUAUACAAAUGUUGACUUAGUAUUGCCGACAAUGGGGAAAUUGCACAAACUGCUCUACGCAGGACCUAUUUGUGACUAAUGAAGAACUCACUUAAUUCACAUCGAUCUGGUGGUUUCAUAUUUUCUACUGUCUGUCUGAGUCAAAGCUUUACAGGUUUUUAAAGGGGAUGCUCCUAAGGUAUGUUUUGGUGUUAAUCAUGAAUGCCAUAGUGACCAACUGUAAUAUAAUUUAAUUUUUUCCCAUGGCUAUUUUUUAUUUAAGAUGUACACAAUAUCCUCGGGAUGCUCACACCCAACAGUAACCACCCCAAACAGUUCUGCAGUGCCCAACAUUUACUGCAUGGAUAUGCCUCCUAAGUAGAUGCUAGACUUCAGCAUGGAGAAUAGAGAAUAAGUCACAAUUUAAAAGUAUUGCCGGUACUACUAGAUUACAAUAUGUUAAUCACAAAUUUCCCCUUUAAAGAAACUUACUGUAAAAGGAUGCUUUUGCCCUUAUUCCUUUUUUUAAAAUUAGUGUGAUUGAUUAAAAUGGUGUUGAAAAACCAGUUUAUUUAAAUUACCAAGCACCCAAACAAAAUUCUGAGUGUGGGAGUGUUGAUUGAUUCUGUGCCACUUGAUUCCGCUUGUUAUGCUUGUCUGCAAAGCCUAGCACAAAACGUUAGCGGCUGGAAAAUGCAUAUAUAUUGGCAGUUAUUAUUAAUAUGAACCCUGUAAUAUAAGGCAAGCUUGUUUUUAAACACACUAUUGAGGGCUCCAUUUAGCAGAUGUAUGUUUAAUGUUUGUAACAAAGCUAUAAAUAAUGUACUGCUGAGACUGAAUAAUACUUGAUCACGUUACAGCUCUGUGUUUAUGAUUAGUGACAAAGUGCACUUUGUGUGACACAGCACCAGCUCUCCCAGCCCCACGCUCGGCGCAGAACAAGCAAAAUCCCUAUACUGUCGCAUUUACAUUAUAAUUGAGAUUUGUUUUAAAGGUUUCUUUUUGAAUGUUGGAAUGAUGAAAAUUGUCAAACUAUUUAUGUUCAACUGUUGGUGUAUCCUAAUAAAUGCGCUUUAAUAAAAAUAAAAGUGGGACCAUUA